GACAGAACUCGCAUCUCGUCGCCGCCGUCCAUGGAGCCUCGAGCCACGUCACUGUCACCGGAAGGAGGGAGAAAACCCGAGCUGGAGGAGCUGCGUCCAGUCGCCACUGUCACGCCACUGACCGCCACUGUUCCAUCGUUGCCGUCAAUGGGGUUUCGCCAGAAGAGAGGAGACGCACGAGGGGGAGCCCGACGUGCGUGAAGAAGAGGGGAAGAGGUCCGAGGCUGAGAUGGUUCCUGUCACUGCCGUCUACCUCCGUCACUGCCGAACCGCUGCCCCACGGUGCCUAGCUGGAGCUUCUGUUACUGUUGCCGGAGAUCUGUGGUUGUCGAAAAAUACCACUGUUGUUGCUGCCAAAGGAGGAAGAAGCUGUGCCGCUGUUCUGGCCGCCAAGAGCAGUCUUGUGGCCACCGGAAACACCGACGGGGAUGUCGCUACUUGGCUCAGUCACUUCUUCUUAGUUGCGCCACCGUCUGGGUCACGUGGAGGGAGGAAGAGCCGCUGGGUGUUGCCGCACCUUGCCUUCGCCGCCUCUGUCGCCGAAAACAGCCGCUGAGUCCUCUGUAUUGAGCUGUUUAUGCUGCUGCGAAAGUGUGUGGGGCUGUGAUUUGAAGCUGUCGUUGAUUUUGGGUCGAGACGAAAGGCUUUCUGAGAGGCUUUUGGGUUAUGGUUUCAAUUUGUCGAGGUAGGGGCCUUUUCAAAAAAAAAGCAUAUUUUAUAUAUUGGAAUUAUUAUAUAUGGAUAUUAUGUGGUAAAAUUGUAGCCUUGAGUGAUUGUAUAAGUCUUAUGUAAUGUUGGAUGUCUUGAAUGAAUAUGAAUGCUUGUGUGACUAGAUUAUUAUUCG
This is a messenger RNA of Arachis ipaensis, 844 nucleotides long. Lineage: Eukaryota; Viridiplantae; Streptophyta; Magnoliopsida; Fabales; Fabaceae. The record is from RefSeq and is a predicted model, not a curated record.